GUUUUUGUGUCAUACCGGAAGUAUUCUCUCUGUUUUGCUUUCACCAGCAGUGCGCAGCCAUGAAGAUGACAGAGGAAAACAGUUCUGGAAAGUCUGAAAUAACCAUGGAGGAUGUUAGAAAUCUCGUCAAGAAGAAAGAUGAAAUAGAAGAACAGAUAAAAGCUUAUUACGAUGUUUUGGAGGACGUAAGUUUGUCUCAUAGAUCAGUUAAAUCAUAGAUAUAUAGCACUUAGCUAACACGAGCUCAUGGACUUUAUCUGAUAGUGAAGUUUAAUCUCUAAUUUGUGUCUCUAUACAGCAAGGUGUCGGAGUGGAAGAUCCCCUAGUUGACGAAGAGGGCUACCCACGAGCAGAUGUCAAUUUAUACCAGAUCAGAACAGCGAGACAUAAUAUUUCAUGUAAGUCUUCUGUGGAUUCCAGUGUUUUCUACGGUAGUCGAGAACCGCCACCGCUGCAGAUUAAAAAAGAAUGCAAAAAAAAAGAACUCACAACAGAAGUUACUGAUGCAAAAAACAAAAGCCCGCUGCAAAAAAUCAAAAAAUAAAUGGUGCAGAUAAAAAAUAAAAACAAAAGGAAGUUAACAACGCAAAAUAAAGUUGUGAUGGAAAUAAAAAAGUUAUUAACUGUGAAAAUGAAAGGAUGCAAACAAAAAAGAAACCGAAGCCUAUAGCAAAUUUAAAAAAAAAGAAACGAUGCAGACAAAACAAAAAAGGCAUAACAGAAGGGAACAACACACACACAAUAAGAAAAAGUGGCGAUGGUAAAAAAAAAAAAAGGCACUGCGAAAAUAAAAGGAUGCAAAUAAAAAAACAAACCACAGAAGUGAGCUGGAGGAUGCCGGUGUAGUGUGAGCUUCAGUUCAACUUCAUAUCGACUCAGGUGCUACAUGGCCUAACCAAAUGACACAUUUAAAAGUUUACGUAGUGAAAUUAAACAAUAACUUUUCCACUAACUUCUUUGCUCGUCUUCUCGCCGUCGUCUUCCGUGCUUAGAUCAUAAAACACCGGUGCAUCAUCAUAAUUGGUCCCCGGCAGCUCACUUCUGUUGUGGCCUCUUUUUUUUUUGCAUCCUUUUCUUUCCACAGUAAGAACCUUUUUUUUUGUGUCGAUAACCUUUGUUGUGACUUUUUUGUCACAACAAUGUCUUUUUUAUUUGCAGCAGGUUUUGGUUUAUUUUUUUGCAUUGGUAACUUCUGUUGUGGCUUUUUUCUUUUGCAUUCUUUUCUAUUUGCAGCAGUGGCGAUUCUCGGCCACUGUUCGAAAUAAAACAUUAGGUAAAACACUUAAAUUUAUGCUUGUGGUCCAGGUUAUUGUGUUCUCAAUGUUUAUUUAGGCAAAAGCAUUUCCCUUACUUCCUUCGUGGCCAAAUACUUAACUUUGCACUUCUAGUAUUUGUCAAAGCUUAUUCUUGUUGCACGUCUAAAUUUUGAUCAUGUCUUUCAGGCCUACAGAAUGAUCACAAAGCCAUCAUGGCAGAGAUCGAAGAAGCUCUGCACCAACUGCACGCUCGAGAGAAAGCAAAAAGAGAACAGGAUGAGGCAGAAGCCCAGGGGGAGGCGAUGGAGCAGGAGGUCACCCUUCCUUCACCCUUUGCUCGGGUGGAUGCUGUGACUCAAGGCUCACCUGCCUGUGGAGCAGUAAGUGACAUGGACUGUGGUUCUAUAUCUGUGGGCAUACCUUCAGAAUUCCUCAUUUAUGUGGCUAAAUUAUUUUUGUUGUAUCAUGGAAGGGGCUCAGAGUUGGUGACGAGGUCAUCGAGUUUGGGUCUGUGAACUCGGGGAACUUCAAGAACCUACAGAACAUUGCUUCAGUGGUCCAACACAGUGAAGGGGUAAGAUACUGACUCAUUCUAUAGCUGCUUGUCUCUUUUUGUGCAGCAAUUAAAGGGAUAUUCACCUAACUCGGUGUUAAGGUGUGUUUGACCCUAACUUCAUUUUACGCUGGAAUAUCCCUUUAAACAUGUUUUUUCCAUCAUUUUGCACUCAGUGUGUUUUAGUCAUGGUAUUCUUUUUACCCAGAGUUAUACCUGAAACACUGAGAUUUAAGAUUGCACUGUAUUCAGUAGAUUUGGAUCACUUUUUGCUGAACUGUCUGAAUAUUUUCUUCUGUCGUGUCCUCAUUCAGAAACCAUUACGUGUCACAGUCAUCCGGGCCGGACAGAAAGCUCAGAUGAGCCUCACUCCACAACGAUGGUCAGGCAGAGGUCUGCUGGGGUAUGUGCGACAGACACACAAAAGUUUCAUGCAGUUCAAAGGAGACAGAGAAAAAGUUUAAGAGUCCAGUACAAACAUGGAUAUCAAGGAGAAGGAAAAAAGUUGAGACUUUGGGUGAGAUGACUAAACAUGAAUCACUCUGUACAGGUGUUUAACAAAAACCAGUGAUAUUGGUAAAAUUACAUUUAGCAUAUUUGCCAAGUAGAUGUAUGCAUUCAGGAUUUUCAAAUUGUUGUUGGAACAAGAUAUGAAGUACUUAAUUCUUUGUUCUCUUUUUUUCAGGUGCAACAUCGUUCCGAUCCACCGAUAAACACUGUGACAUCUGAAGACUCUCAGUUAUGAAGCGCUUCCUUCACUCGGAUUAUCCACGGAUGGUUUCAAACUGACUUUGUACAUAAUGCUGACAUUUCCGUCUGCUGAAUUCACAAAAGCUCUUCAGUUGGAGAGCUGUUAUUAGUUUGCUGAUUUGAGUUGAAUAAACAUUGCUUCCUUAAACGGCUAUUUGAACUAUCUUUCAGGUUUAUCCGGUCUGCUGUUGAUUGAAAGUGCUGAUGCUCUCAGGGGGCAUGGAUCUCACUCUGCAAAUGUCAUUUACUUACUUCCUUUCAUUACUUGAUACUUUUUUCGUACUUGAGGUUAACAGUGGUUUUACAUGAUAAAUUAUGUUAAUGAAGAAUAGUAUAAAUAUCUUACAGUGUACUGAAGUGAUGCGCUUACAUAAGGGGAAUGACUUGAGAACUCUGAUACUGCCUUUAUUAAAGACUUCUUUUCAAUCAUGGAUUAUAAUGA
Messenger RNA from Xyrichtys novacula (pearly razorfish), 3001 nucleotides. The record is from the annotation of a GenBank genome assembly. Lineage: Eukaryota; Metazoa; Chordata; Actinopteri; Labriformes; Labridae.